AUGUCACAAGGAAGCGCUUUCGUCCAGAGUGUGCAGUGCGCACUCCGCAGUAAAUUCACGGUGUUGCACACUUCUGCGACACAUAGCGCCUAUCCUAGGCACCUCAGUGACGCAAAUUCGUGCCGAACUAGUCAAAACAAGUCUUUUGCCCUGAAAGCGCGGCGCCGUCCGCUAUCUAUCGCGUACGUCAACGCGCAGCUGACCAUGAGCACAACGACAGGCAGCGCACAACCAACGACAGUCGCAGAAAACGGCACAGCGGUUUUUCGAAAGCUCCAGGAUCCGGAGCAGGAGCUCCUGAACUCGACCUCAGUAUUUCUCUUUGACUGUGAUGGUGUUAUUUGGCUUGGCGAUAAGCUGAUCGCAGGAGUGCCGGAAACCCUCGACUACUUGCGCAGCAUUGGCAAGCGCUGCUUCUUCGUAACGAACAACUCCACCAAAUCCCGGGCAGGCUAUGUGAAGAAGUUUACCUCCUUGGGGCUUAAAAUUAGUCCCGAAGAGAUUUUCUCGUCAUCCUUUGCUGCAGCGGCAUACUUGGAAUCGAAAAACUUCAAGGCCACCGGCAAGAAGGUGUAUAUCAUCGGCGAAGUCGGGAUUGAGGAGGAACUUGAUUUACUGGGGAUUCCACAUAUCGGAGGUCCUGCCGACAAGGACAAGCAGCCGCGUAUGGGCCCCGGCGAUAAACUCGAGGUUGACCCCAUGGUCGGCGCCGUCGUGGUCGGGUUCGAUCGCUACUUUAACUAUUACAAAGCGCAGUACGCCAAUGUAUGCAUUCGAGAGCUCAAAGCUGAAUUUAUAGCGACGAACACGGACGCUGUGACGCAUCUCACAGAUGCACAGGAGUGGGCAGGAAACGGCACCAUGGUUGGCGCUAUCCGUGGCUGCACGCAGGUGGAGCCGACCGUCGUCGGCAAACCGAGCCCACUUAUGAUUGACUAUCUGGCAAACAAAUUCCACAUUCCAAAAAGUGAGAUUUGCGUUGUUGGCGAUCGCCUUGAUACGGAUGUGCUGUUCGGGAAGCGCAACGGUACCAGAGCAGUUCUGUGUUUGAGUGGUGUCACCACGAAGGAACGUCUCUUCAGCCAGGAUGAGGUCAUCCCAGACUUUUACUGUGAGAGUAUCGCGGAUUUCAGGCCGAGAUAG
Messenger RNA from Cyanidioschyzon merolae strain 10D, 1143 nucleotides. RefSeq names its product probable 4-nitrophenyl phosphatase. The coding region runs from base 1 to 1143 and encodes 380 amino acids. The transcript has a single exon. The record is from RefSeq and is a predicted model, not a curated record. Gene Ontology annotation, molecular function: phosphatase activity. NCBI's taxonomy places the organism in Eukaryota, Rhodophyta, Bangiophyceae, Cyanidiales, Cyanidiaceae.